Messenger RNA from Amphibalanus amphitrite, 417 nucleotides. Its product is annotated as probable ribosome biogenesis protein RLP24. NCBI's taxonomy places the organism in Eukaryota, Metazoa, Arthropoda, Thecostraca, Balanomorpha, Balanidae. The annotation marks the transcript as partial. The record is from RefSeq and is a predicted model, not a curated record. The transcript has 2 exons.
AGUGAAAAAGGCUUGGAGGCCAUGAAGCGGGUGCAGCAGAUCCGGCAGCGCCGCGAGUACCAGCACAUCCGCAGCCGACAGAAGAGCGCCGAGAAAAUGGAGCGCGACAAGGAGCGGCGCGAGGUGGCGCGCGACAUGGCUCUCAUCCGCUCACCGGCGGCCGGGCUGCGGCGCGCGCGCGUCACUGUGCAGCAGCAGAGCGACCAGCACAUGGAGGAGGCCGAGCCCGACCGGCGCCGCCGUCUGGCCGACCGCGAACCCGAACCGGCCCAGAGCAGCCAGCACGAGCGCAUGGUGGCGGAGGCGGUGUGACCUCUGGCGCGCACCGACCAGCCGUGUGCGCCGGCGCUGGCCCAGUGGGCUCGCAGAUCAGAUACUAUCAACUUUUCGUGACAAAUACAAAAUCCAGCGGAAAAA